AUGUCCCAAGCACGUAAAGGUGAUCACUCAAGUCAUUUAUCUUCACCUGAGCACAUCGAAAUUCUUAAUUUCAAAGCUAACGUCAAAGGACGUGUAACUACCGAAGCCACACCAAUUGCUCGUAUUUUUGACGAAGAAUUAGCUAAAGCUCAAUUAAGUCAAACUGCUCUUUGUAUUGUUCCAUCAGCACAAGAUGCAAGUUUUCCAUGUGUCUUCGUUCUUCUCACGGGCCGUUCCAAUACCAUGUACAAAGACGUGUUUAAACAGCUUGAAGAAGAAGCUAAACGUCUUCAAAUGAAUUUUUUACCAGAUCAGAUAACAACUGAUUUUGAAAAAGCACUUGUGAAACCAUUGCAAACACAGGUAUGA
Molecule: messenger RNA, 369 nt
Organism: Rotaria sordida
Lineage: Eukaryota; Metazoa; Rotifera; Eurotatoria; Philodinida; Philodinidae
Source: the annotation of a GenBank genome assembly